Penicillium cinerascens is the source of this 5004-nucleotide messenger RNA. Its product is annotated as nuclear pore complex Nup192/Nup205 family protein. Gene Ontology annotation, cellular component: nuclear pore inner ring; nuclear pore. NCBI's taxonomy places the organism in Eukaryota, Fungi, Ascomycota, Eurotiomycetes, Eurotiales, Aspergillaceae. Gene Ontology annotation, molecular function: structural constituent of nuclear pore. Bases 1 to 5004 code for a protein of 1667 amino acids. The record is from RefSeq and is a predicted model, not a curated record. The transcript is spliced from 5 exons. Gene Ontology annotation, biological process: nuclear pore organization.
AUGGCAGAGCUCCACGAUAACCUAGCAGGCCUGCGUGGUCUGUAUCAGGAUCUCUCUGCCAUUACGGACUCUCCCUUUCCGAGUAUCGAGCGGCUUCGUUUCGAAUUGGAGACCCAUAUUCACGACUUCCGAAAACUCCUAGACAAAUCCCCCAAGGCCAACGACAGUCGCCAGAAUGUGCUCUCAGGAAGGAUUACGGUCGAGGACGUCGAAUAUGAGAUCAACCAGGAUUUCCAGCAGGGCGCGUUGCAGCUGGCCGAUGCACUAAAUCUCAACGAAUUGGAUGCUGCAGCAAUGUUCCUUGCCGCUCAAGAAUAUUCGCAGGUGUUGGACAGACCUCCUGUGAUAACCGCCAUCAUGCGAUUCCACGAGCGCCGCCAUUUCCUUCUCGAGUGUUUACGCCUUAUUUUCCGUGAGUCUUACGAAAUCGAACGCGAAGAUACCCAACGCCUCAUGCUAGAAGCCCUCGCCCUUAUUCUGGAAAUUAAAGACAGCCCUUUGCGAAACGCAUCGGAGUUCGCGAGGAAAGGCCUGAAAUCAAUGGAGGAGAUCGAGAAAUGGCUGUCGCUUCUUGGCGACCAGGUUCAAAAAGCUUCAAUCGUUGGUGCAGAAGGAGACCGUGACAUCAUGGAGGCCAUCGAAUACCAACGUCACAGUCUGCAACAACAGCAUGAGUCUCUUGCUGCCAUUCUUUUCUACAUGUUCAAGGGCACGUACACAAGUCAGGAGGACUUCCGCGUGCUCAUCACUCAGUUGAAAAAGCUGGAGCGCUUUGACGGGUUGUUGGUACACUAUCUUCCCAUCACAAUUGCAUCCUUUGUUCAGCACGGUUCUCCGGAGGGCAAUGGUUCGCAGAAGGAUGCGAGGGACCUGAAUUCCGUCAUCACCGCCGGCAAAGAUGGUCAAACUUGGAAGCUGCCAACUUUUCAUGCUGCCAUCAUUGCUCUGUGGUUAUCAGUAUACAGCGGAUUCUACUUCGAUGACAGUCCAAUUAUGGGUGUCGAUCUUGAGAAAGAGGCUGACGAACGGACGAAAUCAUUCAUGACUGCCCUUGAUGACGGCGCCCUUGACUUCAUGCUCGCUGUUUGCUCUUGUGUCAACAGCGAGGAGUGGGCUGAUCCCGCACGCAGUGAGCUUGUCGCGCUUCUGCUGAGGGAGAGCAUCAUCACGCUACCCGAGGUCAACUCAUGCGCUAUUUACAUGAAGGAGCUUUUGAUGGAAAAUUUCGAGGUCUUCGUGGAGUCAUGCAUUGCGAACAUGCCCGACGCAGUUCGGAAGCUGAAGUCCGAAGAGGACACUCAGCGAUUGGAACAAAUCACUGCUCUCAGAGAUGGUUUGACAGCCAACGUUCACCGUGGCUUAGUGGAAGCUCGAACUCAUCUGGAGUCCCUCUUGAUGAUCAUUUCGUUCGCUUUUGAGCGUCGACAAGAAGCUGCUCAGGAAUUUUGGGCCGAUCCUGAUGGAAACCUUUACGGAUUCCUUCAGUGGGCUUCUAAGCGUCAAACUGUUCCUCGAGUCAGUGCCUUCUGUGAGAUGCUCUGCUCAAUCUCAGAGGGUGAAGAAAACGCUGCAGCUGCAAACAGAUUCUUGUCAGAAGAAGACAAAUUCAUGGGCUCCAAGCUGAAGCGUUCCACGACAAUGAACUGGACACAGAUGUUUGCCGAAUUGAAAUUGUAUGCGGGUCGCGUUACUGCUGAGAAAACGGCCCCCAGCAGUACUUCUCAAGGAAUGAUGCGCACUCGAAAGCCAGAGCCCGUGGAUAUGAGCGAACCAGAAAGUCCGGUCAUGUUGACUUGCUAUCUUCGCCUCAUGGGACACCUCUGCAAACAAAGUGGCGCCAUUCGGGAAUGGAUGUUGCAGAAUGAAUCUUUCAAGGUCGUUGAAAACCUCUUGACAUUGUGCAAAGGGCCGAUACCCACUCAUCUGCGAGCCACCACGUUUGUCACGCUUUCAGCCUUGGUGACCGACAAGACCGCCGCUCAUGGAAACGAUAUGUGGAAUUUCCUUGACCAAUACCUGUCUGGUGCACUGGCUCCUGUUCAUAGCAAUAACAAAGCACCUCCCCCCCAGCAAAUGGUGUGGCAUGAGCAGCAAACUCUGCAGAAGAUCGGCGAGACUUUUGACCAAACCAAUGCGUUCAUUCUUCUGGUCAAUGAACUGAUCAUACCCGCUUCCGAUAUCGCGGGCAACAACUUGGCUCUACCAUUCCCAGAGACCUUGGGAGCAACAUAUCGUAUGCCCGGAAUCGAGCCUUAUGUUGACUUCGUUUUGGGUCACGCUUUGUCUCGCAAGGUGCAGGAACUUAAUGACUAUCAAUCCCGCCGUCUGGCUUACAACUGUUUGGAAUUUGUUGUAACGAGCUUGAAAAGCUUCAGUGAAGAUCUUGUCACUGUAUUUAGCCAGCCUUCCCUUGCCGAAUCCUCGCCAGCUGCGUCCGUCUUCGUCACCUACGUUCGUCUCCAUGCAUUUGCUCGUGUGAUGGAGUGGCUCUUCAACGAAGAUGUCUUGAAGGCGCUGUUUGCAAUCAGCCAGCAGGAUAUCGCCGAGGUUGCUCAAGCAGCGUCCGACUCUGUUCUGGUCCUGACCUUGCUUCGCAGCAUUGAAGUAAUGAACCUGGUCAUGGAUCUCCAGUCGACAUAUUUCAACGUUGUCAAGCCUUUGAUUAAAGCCCAUGCCGGACCCAACAGAACUAACGUUGCAAACUCGUCACUGGCUUCUUUUGAAGACAGUGUGCUGAACAACCUAACACUAGUGCCCGCUCUUUGUUUGUACUGCGGUACAGGUCACGAGCAACUGACCGUCACCUCCAUGGCUUUGCUGGAGAAGCUUACGAGUUCUCACAAGUUGAACAAAAUGUCAUCGCCAGAAUUGCUCAAAUGGCAAUCUUCAAACAAAAUAGUUGAGGUUCUUGCUAGUGAGGUGGAUGUUGACAGUGUUUCCCGUUCACUUGUCUCUCAAAUGGAUCCAGACCCGAGAGAGUUGGAGUACGGUGCUGAAGCAGCAGGUUACGUUAUUCGAGAAAGCCUUCUGGCUCUCCUGAACAGCUGCCUGUCGAUGAUCACAGACCGUCCUACUGUGGCCCAUCUCCUCCUCGGCUUCAGUUGUGUGGGCAAUAUCCUCGAUGUUCCAUCCGAGGGCUUGUUCGCAAAUCAGAUGUCUUUGCUGCAUGCCAUUAUUGGGUUUUUGCAGAAAUAUCCUGAUGAGGUGGAUGGCAGCAUCACAUCGUGGACGGUGCACCUCAAACGCAUGGCUUUCGAGGUUCUGAAGCAUCUUUGGUCCUCAAAGCUGGCAACUUAUUUCACUCUUGGGGAAAUGCGUGCUCAGGGUUUCCUCAUGAAUAUGUUUGCAGUACAGCCCAUUGUCGGACCGAAUACCGCCUGGAGUGGCCUGUCAAUUGUAAUGGACGAGUUCUGGUUCUCUGAUGCUACCUCCGCAUUGGCAGAGUUCCUCCUCUACCGCAGUCAUCUAUUUGCGUACGCUGCGACUGAGAUCCGCUCAGCAGCCAAGAUCGGCUCUCCAACGCUUCAGACGGAAGUUCUGUCGACCUUGCUCGGAAAUUCCAUCCAGAACAACGGAGAAUCCAUCAACAAUCCGUCUGUGUUUGACCUGUUCGAUUUCGCGGAUCUAGAUGUAUGUCGCGAAAUCCCUAUGCCUGAACUUGUGUUACUGGAUCAAAUCGCUGUUGAGGCAUGUGCCAAGGAAGCAGGUGAUUCGUUGAUUCUCUACAAUAUUCCCGAGGUCGAUGAGUUGAUUAAGAUCCGGAGACAAGAGCUGGCGGCCAAUGGCCCGCUCCGCCCUCAAGACGAAGAGGUGUUCCUGGGAGAGGCAGACAGUUUGAAGGUAACCCUUAUCGCAACAAAUCAAAGCCGCCAAAUUCAACGCAACCGGUACCUCGCCCUCCGAUCCUGGGCCGAGCUCAUCACGACAAUCAUCGCCUGUUCCAUCAUCGAUGACGCAAGCAGACCGACCUUCAUCCUCCACGCCAUUCAAAUGGUUCUCCCCAAACUCGAAGCUGCAAUUGAGAAUGACUCGCCAGAAGCUAUCGAAUUGGCACGGUUGGCCGAAACAUUGGUUGGCAAGCUGGCAUCUGACAUCUCUACAGCCCCUGCUUCUCGAAGUGGAGAUGUCAUUGAUGAGAAACUCCAUCAACUUUUCCAAGUCUCUUCUCGUGGAAUCACGCUGUCGACAGGCAACGUGUCAUUGAGAGAAAUUCUCUAUAGCAUUUGCUCUCUUUAUGUCACUCGCAUCACAUCGUCGGAUGAGACUCACGAUGGCCUGCGACGUCAUAGCCAACAAGUGGUCAAGGCAUCUGGGCCUGGCCUUAUUGAGAUCAUCUGCGACGAUGCCUACACUGGUCAAGAAACGUGUCGGGCUGCAGCUCUGCUCCUGCUGAACUGCCUUGCUAUUCUCGACAGCCGGACUGACUGUGUUCUGGCUGAGUCGAUUUCACAGUCCAAUUAUCUCAGUCUGUUCUUGGAUGCCGUCAGAUCACUACCCCUUGAGUUGCGGAAUGCCGAAGCAGCGGACACCGUCGUUCUGUUGGCAUACUACGAGUCUCUGUUGGCUCUUCUCCAACAGCUUUGUCAUACUAAAAAUGGAGCCAUCUCAGUCCUCAAGUCUGGUCUCUUCGAUUCAGUUCGCGACUCGCAGCUUUUCGCUGCCGAUCCGGAUAUUGGCAUUGACAUUGACAACCCCGAUGCCCUACGAAAGUAUUACGAUCUUCUCCUGUCCGUGAUCCGCGUCAUCGUCUCGGCAGUCUUCUCCCGCGGGGUCCACAAUGAACAAAUUAAGGCUCAGACGGUGGCUUUUAUCGCUGAGAACCGCUCAUGCAUGGUGGGAGUCUUCAAGCGAUUCGCAAAGAUUGGAGGUGGCGCCGCCGCCGAUCAUCAACGUACUCUUUGUGAACUCGUCAAGUCGUUCAUGGCUCUUGUGGCUGCCACCGAUUACCUAGAGUUCGAGGAUCAGGAAGUGCAACAAAGCACUCGGCCCACGCUAUUUUCAUGA